AUGUUUCAACACAUGAAAGACCUUCUCGUCCCUAAGAGUCGAUCACGGGACAGUGAUGCCAAGCCGUUGACCGAUAUGUAUGCAGAGGACGAAGUAUUAGGUUCUUCUUCGAGUCAUCAACAACAACGAAUCAGCCACUCGGUUCAUGCACGAUUGAAUGAUGAAGGCUCUUCCGAUCCAUGCAGUACAGAUAUAUCCAAUACUGAAAUUAUAACCAGCCAUUCAACAACAACCAUGAUCAACCAUUCAAGCAAUAACAAUAAUCACAACAAUAAUAAUACCAAUAUUCAUUCAUCAGUAGGACAUCAAUUAUCACCUCUCUCAAGGCAACAACAUUCAUCCAAUGCAGCUGCUGCUCUUGCCAGUACGACGGGAAGUAAUAAUGGCUCUCCAAAUUCACCACGACGAAAUGCCUUGUUUAUGUUUAAUCGGAAAAGUACAGCUGGGAUUCUAGGAGGAAAUAGUUUGGUGGCUUCAUCGACUGGAAAUUCAAUUUCAAAAACCAAGUCGUCAUCUUGGACAGUCAUCAGUAGUAGUGGGUUUGAUCGACAGCCAUUCAUUAUUGUGAAUUUAAAGGCUGGUGAAGAUUUGGUGGCAUGUGACAGGAAUGGGAAAUCAGACCCAUUUUGUGAAUUUACAUAUCGGUAUUUACCAAAUAACAAUAAUAACAGCAACAACACUACAAAUUCUCAAAUAGAUUCAUCACAGCUGAGAGGAGAACAUUUAGUGGAAACAAAGAAAUCUUCAACCAUGAAAAAGACACUAAAUCCAUUGUGGGGAGAAAGUUUCUUUUUCAGUGUAAGAAAUGUGGAACAAAUUGGAAAUGAUGAUUAUUUUGUGGGAGCUAUUAAGGAUGAGUUAAUAGUGACGGUUUGGGAUUUUGAUUUGUUUCAAUCGAAUGAUUUUAUGGGUCGUGUGACAGUUCCUCUGAGUCAACUCUUACAAAAUCAAACUCAAAAAUUUUAUUUAAAACUUGAAGGAGUACCCAACGGUUUCAUCUAUUUGGAAAUUACGGCCAUUCAUUGUGGUCUAAAUAUUGGUGAUGACCAUUCAGUACUUUCUAUUGCUGCUUCAAUUUCUCCUGAAAAUGAAAAUUCCUCUCCAAGAAAUGGUGAUUCGACUCAAGAUUUGGACCUAAGUCCUGAAAUUUUCACAUUUGAAAAGUUGUUAGAGACAAAUUCCACAUUCAAGAAACUCUAUGAAGAAUACAACUCUAAACAGUCACGAUAUGAAUAUGAGCUUAUUAAACCACUCGGAGAGGGUGCUGUUGGGUUGGUUUUUAAAGCCAUGAGAAAUACAAUAAUGAGUGACAAUGGUCAAACCAAUGAAAAUGGUUCGAAUGGCUCCUCCUCCAUCGUUGCAUUGAAAAAAGUUACGAUUGAUCACUGGCAAACAGCUCUCGAAAUCAUGUACGAAGUAGACGUCAUUCGACAUUUGGAUCAGGGCAUCCUCGCUCAAUGUGAAAAUCUCGUGCAUCACAAUCGAAUUUUCAUUGAAAGCAUCAAACCCAGUGAAAAGAGAUCGAAAAGAGCAAAUUUGAAAGCUCUCUCUCAACGAAAGAAUUCUGUUCAAUCACUCAAGGAUUACAAUGACGAAAUUAUCAUUUGCUUUGAAAUGUCCUUAUUCAAUCUUGGUGAUAUGCAAAAAUUUCUCGAAAUGAAACAACGAAAAGGAAAGAAAUUGGAAAUGAAGACUUUUAUUUCUUAUUUGAGGCAAUUGGCACAUGCCCUUUCCUUAAUGCAUCAUCCUGAAUUGAGGAAUGAGAAUCAACCAGUGUGCGAGAAAGAUGACACAGGUUCCCUUCAACAACAGAUGAACGAUCGAUCCAUAUUAUGCCAUCGUGACAUCAAACCUCAAAAUAUUUUCUUUAGUGACGACGAAUAUCAAACGAUUAAGUUGGCAGAUUAUUCAUUUCUAGUUCGACACGAUCCUCAAGAUUCCAACGAGAGUACUGACAAUCAUGAAGGAAUGGAUGAUUCCAUGUUCAAUCUUCCCACAAGUCCAACUGGCAAUGCUUCAAACACAUCAACUACAGAUGCCUAUGGCUUAAAAACUACGAAAUUGUGUGGAUCUAUACCGCACAUGGCACCUGAAUUGUACAUUCAAAUGAUUAGUGAUGAUCCAACACUUACUCCCACGACUCUUCAAAGUAACAACAAUAACUCGAUCGAAAUGCUCACAAAAACAGACAUUUUUUCAUUUGGAGUCGUGGCUUAUCAAUUAGUGACCUUUGACACGAAACUCGAUCAUUCCUUUUACAGAAGAAUCAUGCCAUCUCAUAUCAAAUUCCCCAACAGCAAGACCGACAAGAAGAAGCAAAAAGAAGCCUACAAUGAAUUUAUAGAAGAGUUAGAAUUUGAAUUGUUCAAAUUGGUCGAUUCGAAUCGUUUCGAUCUGAAGAGAGUAUGGCCUUGCAUUGAAAGAUCUCAUUCUGAAUUGUCUCAAAUGGAAUCCAUCAGAAAGACCCACUGCUUUACAAUGUCAUUCAACAUUACUCGAAUUGAUGAACAAGUAUGA
Molecule: messenger RNA, 2517 nt
Organism: Naegleria lovaniensis
Lineage: Eukaryota; Heterolobosea; Eutetramitea; Acrasida; Naegleriidae
Exons: 2
Coding region: 1-2517 (838 amino acids)
Biological process (GO): protein phosphorylation
Molecular function (GO): protein kinase activity; ATP binding
Source: RefSeq, a predicted model, not a curated record